Molecule: messenger RNA, 2877 nt
Organism: Owenia fusiformis
Lineage: Eukaryota; Metazoa; Annelida; Polychaeta; Sabellida; Oweniidae
Source: the annotation of a GenBank genome assembly
GAGGAGUACUCAGGGGUACAUCUGAGAGGAAAUGGUCAUCAGUCAUGGCUGAGUUACUUUGCUUAAUAUAUUCAGUUAAACACAUGUAAAACACUAAUUUCUCAAAAAUGUAGAAAAUAGGUGGUGUAACAGUAACCAUUUACUGAGCAGAAAAUAUGACAAUGAUGUUAGCCUCAUUGAAAUGUUCCAACUAUGAUGCAAAAACUAUACUUAAACAUGGCUUCAAGGACUCUGUGGAAAUGCAACGGAAAAUGUUAGACCUUGUUCGUGAUGUUGGAUGGUCAACUUUUCAUAACAUCACCCACUUUAAGGAUAUGCACAUCAUGCCAGAUGGUACAAUUGAGGUAGAAAAUGUCCGCCUGAUAGACCGAUUCAAUUCUAAAAAAUCAUCAAAUGGGACAUUGUAUUUAACAGCUACACACUUGAUAUUUGUGGACCCUCAGGGGAAACAGGAGACAUGGAUCCUCCAUAUGCAUGUAGCAUCAGUGGAAAAGCUAGCAUUGACCACUUCAGGUUCCCCUCUGCAAAUCAAGUGCAAGACAUUCCUCAAUGUAACAUUCAUCAUCCCCCGAGAGCGUGAUUGUCAUGACAUCUAUUGCUCACUCAUGAAACUAGCAAAACCAGCCAACUUUGAAGACCUGUAUGCCUUCCAGUAUACAGCAACUUCAGACAUUGAGAAGCAAUAUGGUUGGGACAUGUACUCCAUUGAGAAUGAAUUCUGCAGGAUGGGCUUACCAAAUGAUAACUGGAUUCUGACAAACAUCAAUAAAGAUUAUGAGAUUUGUGACACAUACUCAAGCAAGCUGUAUGUGCCCAAGUGUGCCAGCACCCCAGUCCUAGUGGGCAGUUCAAAGUUCAGGAGCAGAGGGCGUUUACCUGCCCUCUCAUACCUUUAUAGCAAUCAGGCUGCUAUCUGUAGAUGUUCUCAGCCUCUCUCUGGGUUCAGUGCUCGUUGUGUAGAGGAUGAGCAGAUGCUACAGUCAAUACUACGAGCCAACCCUAACUCCCCUUAUAUGUAUGUUGUGGAUACUAGACCAAAGAUCAAUGCUAUGGCAAACAAAGCUGCAGGGAAAGGAUAUGAGAAUGAGAGCAAUUAUACAAACAUUAAAUUCCAUUUUUUGGGCAUAGAGAAUAUUCAUGUCAUGAGGAGCAGCCUAACAAAGAUGCUAGAAGUGUGUGAGUUAAGAAACCCUAGUGAGACUGCAUUUCUGAAGGGUCUAGAAGACUGCAAAUGGUUAAACCACAUCCGCAAUGUGCUGUGUACAUCUGUAUUUAUUUCAAAGGCUGUUCAAGAUGGAGUUAGUGUUUUGGUGCAUUGCUCUGAUGGUUGGGACCGUACAGCUCAGACCUGUUCCAUUGCUGGUAUUCUGCUAGACCCAUACUAUAGGACUAUACAGGGUUUCCAGGCCCUCAUAGAAAAAGAAUGGCUGUCAUUUGGUCACAAGUUCAUAGACCGCUGUGGCUUCUUGGAACAUGUAGAAGUGAAGGAAACAUCCCCCAUCUUCACUCAAUUCAUUGACUGUGUAUGGCAGUUGAGCAGGCAGUUCCCAUGUGCUUUCCAGUUUAAUGAGAGGUUCUUACUGACCAUACAUGAUCAUGUAUAUUCCUGUCAGUAUGGAACCUUCAUUGGAAACUGUGAAAAGGAUAGAGUUGAUUUGAGGCUAUCAGAAAGGACAUAUUCUUUGUGGGGACAUUUAUCUAGCAAUAUGACAGACUACAUCAACCCAUUUUUUAAACAAGAAUAUGAACUGUCUCACCCUGUACUUCGACCAAACACUGCUGCAUGUUCUUUCCAGUUCUGGCGUGGUAUGUACAACAGGUUUGACAUAGGUGUACACCCAAGAGAGAACAUUGCAGAUAUCAUCAGUGCAAUGAAGGACCACACUGACUCCAUGGAGGAUCAUGUUGCCCUACUUGAAAAAAGAGUAAAAUCCAUGUGUAAACUCCUUGGAAAGUCUGAUGAAACAGUACAACGAAAAUUGCAAGGAAUGGUGGUUUCCUCAGAGUCAUUAUUUUCAAUCAGCGACCUCACUGACUUAGCACACAAAUUCACAUCUGGUAAUCACCUUGAAAACGAUGGUGAUCUUAGUCCUAAUGAGGGUGCAAUUAAUAAUGGCGUCAAACAUAGUGAUUCAGAGUCUGGAUUUGAAGAUGAAGGAUCAUUGAUGUCAAAAUCAGGAGUUGAUGAUAGUCCCACAGCGCCACCUAGGUCAUUAUCUAUGUUGGAGGAUAAUGAUAAUUUGGCAGUUGAUACUCUCCUUAUGGAGCUUCAUUCCAUCGCAGUUGACUGGAGACAGUUGAGAAAUGUCACACAAUGUAGCUGUGCAGCGCCAUUUGAACAUUUCACUAAAAAGUACCACUGCUGGAAGUGUGGUAAUGUGUUCUGCACACGCUGCAUCGAUCGUCACAUUCCAUUACCUGGCCAUUAUUCCCAGCGCCCUGUUCCUGUCUGUCGGCCAUGUUACAAAGAAAUCAAACACUCACCAUCCACACCUGAUUUCCGUGCAGUCAUAGCAGGCCUCCCUCUAUUAGCAGUGCCAUCUAUAGAGGCAACUCAAUAGCAGUCAUGUAGAACAAUCAUUUUAGCAGAACAGUGGAAAUAAGUGCAAUUUGCGGGAAUAAUCAUGAAAUCAUUUAUUUUGCAUCAAUAAUAACAAAACAUGAUUAAACUGACAUUAUUGAUUACUGUACUCCCACUAAUAUUUGACGCUAUUAUUUUUCGCUUUUUGGCAUUUUGAAAUUAAUCUUGUCAUACAGGAUCACUCUUUCGACUUUGAUAUCAGCCAUUAAUGUUCCUUCACCCAAUGAUUUUGGCUUCUCAUUAAGCCUUUUCGUUAGAAUGUUCAUUUUAAUACAGUAAUAACGAUCUCUCUUCUA